This is a messenger RNA of Dermacentor albipictus, 2732 nucleotides long. RefSeq names its product solute carrier organic anion transporter family member 74D-like. The record is from RefSeq and is a predicted model, not a curated record. Gene Ontology annotation, molecular function: protein binding. Gene Ontology annotation, biological process: sodium-independent organic anion transport; transmembrane transport. NCBI's taxonomy places the organism in Eukaryota, Metazoa, Arthropoda, Arachnida, Ixodida, Ixodidae. Gene Ontology annotation, cellular component: plasma membrane.
UCCCUUCGGCGAUCCACGGUGUUGUCUCGCGAUUAAACGGCGUCGCGAGCGUGCACACCUGCAUAACGUCGGCCCUCGCUAUCAAGCGUUGGCCGUUGCGCGUUGUUUGUCCGGCGCGUUCUUCACCAGCGACUCCGCUGGCGAUCUGCAACUCUCGUUCGCCAUGCCACUCGCGCCGUCUGCCCAAUUGUCGCGCCGCCACAGCAGCAGUCAGCGCUCGGAAGGUGUCGUCUGCCUCUAGACCUUCUCCCUACAGAUGCAGCAGGACGCAAACAACAGGGCGGGCGCCGAGCCCGUCGCCGAGGGACUGCUCCCCGAGAAGGACGACGCCGGGGACGGCGAAGGGAACGUCGCCGCGUACGAAUGCGCCAUCGGCCGGCUCCGCGCGCCCCUCUUCCGGCGUCUGGUCACUCCCAGGUGCUUCCUGCUCCUCUUCUGCGUCCUGGGCAUCCUGCAGGGGGCCUACCGGACCUACUUCAUCGGCGUCCAGUCGACGGUGGAGCGCCGCUUCGCCAUCCCGUCCAAGGCGAUGGGCCUGGUGCUGACGGCCGAGAACGUCAGUCCCGUGCUGGCCGUCAUCGCCGGCUACUACAGCGGCGGCGAGAACUACAACCAGCCGCUGUGGCUGGUGUUCGGCAUGCUCACGGUGGUGCUGAGCUGCGGCCUCUGCGUGCUGCCGCACUUCGUGUUCGGGCCGGGCCUGCCGCUGGCGCUGUCGCGCAUGGCUCCCGGCCAGGAGACGGCCGCCGGGCUGGCGCCCGGAGCCGGCGUCGGUGCGCUGUGCGGCCAGGCUAGGGACGACGAGGACUGCCUGUCCAACAUCAACCUGGAGGGAGACGUCACCAUCUUCAUCAUGUUCAUCGCCAACCUGCUCAACGGCUUCGGCUCGGCCACUUUUUACGUGAUCGGCAUGUCGUUCAUGGACGACAACGUGAGGAGGAAGAACUCUCCGAUGUACUUCGGCACGAUGUUCGCGCUCCGCCUGUUUGGACCCUCCAUGGGUUUCUUCUUGGCAUCGUACUGCCUGUCCCAUUACGAGAUACCUUACGUGGACCCGGGCAUCUUGAAGAGGGACCCGCGCUGGAUCGGCGCGUGGUGGCUGGGAUACGCCUUCAUCGGUGUCCUGGUCAUCGUCUUCUCAUUGCCCAUGCUGCUCUUUCCCAGGAAGUUGUGGAAGACCAGGAUGGCUGACAGCGACCACAAGGUCAGCCUCGCCUCUGGCACAGCGGCCGUCGACGCUUUCGAGCUGAAGGAAGUCGUGAGAAGACUUCUGGGCAGUCCGCUGUUCAUCUGUCACGCUGCCGCACUGGUGUUCACCGUGAACGGGCUCAUGGGCUUCCUGCUUGCGACGCCCAAAUACAUGGAGACGCAGUACAGGCGCUCGGCGGCUACGGCCAGCCUCUUCUCAGGAUCGGCCUCUCUGGUCACCAUGCUCCUGGCCGUUCUGUUCAGCGGCGCCGUGGCGCGGAGGCUGAAGCCGGGCGCCGGAAUCGUGUCCGCCUACAUCUUGGUCGUCGACGUGCUCCUGCUCGCCUGCUUCGCCGCCUCUCUGCUGCUGGGCUGCCAGCAGCUGAACGUGGCCGGCACGGCGCUACCCAGUGGCGAGCUGAACCUGGUCAACGAAUGCAACUCCCGGUGCUCCUGUAGCACGGAUGUGUUUGAGCCUGUGUGCGGACCCGACGAGGAGACGAACUACUUCUCGCCUUGCUUCGCAGGAUGCCACAAUUUCAACAACUCAGACACCAAGCAGCUGCUGGAUUGCCAGUGCCUACUGGGACCGGAAGGCACGAGCUACACGUCAAACGCGACCGCCGGCUUCUGCUUCAACGAGUGCACCAUGUUCGUGCCUUUCGUCGCGGUGCUCGGCCUGGCAAGAAUGGUCUUCGCUACGUCCAAAGCUGGCAGCGUUCUCAUCGGCAUCAGGCCCAGCUGCCUUCACCCAAGAGAGGAGAAAAUCGCCAUCGCGGUCCUGCUCACGCUGGGCUCAAUUUUCGGUUUCAUCCCGUAUCCGGUAAUCUACGGGGCCAUCAUGGACAGGUCUUGCCUCGUCUGGGAAGUGAACUGCGGCGCGCGCGGCAACUGCUGGGUCUACGACGCGGCCACGUUCCGCUACCUGCUCCACGGCGUCUCGAUGGGCUUCAUCGCGCUCGGGGCGUUCUUCAGCCUCGCCGUUUACGUGUUCGGACGUAACUCGUGCCAUCUGCGCGCCGACCUGCAGGAAAGCGGAGACGAGGACGAGGACGUGGUCUUCAUGCGUCACAUCGGACACCCCGGCAUAACGCAUGCCACGUGAUCGGCGCUGCACACUCGCGCAUGCGCGUUCUCCGCCAUACUUGCCGUUCAUAGCGAGCUUUUCUUGCUCCACGCGACGAACUAGAACUGUCCCUGCACGCCCCGAGUUGCGGCGUAUAGAUAGUUUGCACGUGACGUCAUGGACGCAGCUUCUCACUUUGCUGGUCCUCCAACAUGGCGGAUAGGAAGACGUCAGUGUACCAUAUUCACUGUCACCGGUAACCUGCUUCAAUGUCGCGGAGACGCGGUCGGAACGCUGCUGGCAUCUGCGCUAGAACCACGGCAGAAUGUGCAGAACCACCGCGCGAGACCGCAACGGACGCAGCUUCUCACCGCGUGCUCGUGCUCCUACACUGCGGCUAGGAUGACGUCAGUGCAAGCCAUCCAUAGGCAGUGGCGUAGCAACGGAGGGGACCGGGGGGCCGUGGGUCUCGGGUACA